Messenger RNA from Bipolaris maydis ATCC 48331, 318 nucleotides. Lineage: Eukaryota; Fungi; Ascomycota; Dothideomycetes; Pleosporales; Pleosporaceae. The record is from RefSeq and is a predicted model, not a curated record.
AUGCCCAAGGAAAAGACCACCCGCAAGGCUGCGCCUAAGAAGACUGAGAAGAAGAAGAAGGUCACAGACCCCAACGCGCCCAAGCGUGGUCUUUCCGCCUACAUGUUCUUCGCCAACGAGCAGCGUGAGAAGGUCCGCGAGGACAACCCAGGCAUCAAGUUCGGCGAGGUCGGCAAGCUUCUCGGUGAGAAGUGGAAGGCACUCAACGACAAACAGCGUCAGCCCUACGAGGCCAAGGCUGCUCUAGACAAGAAGCGCUACGAGCAGGAGAAGGCUGCUUACACGGCUGCCGAUGAGGAAGAGGAAGAGUCCGAGUAG